Molecule: messenger RNA, 2964 nt
Organism: Chara braunii
Lineage: Eukaryota; Viridiplantae; Streptophyta; Charophyceae; Charales; Characeae
Source: the annotation of a GenBank genome assembly
UCACGGACCUCCUUGCGACUUGUAUCGCGCAGCAGGAGGACAUCCACUCCCUCAACCACACCAACAAGGUGUUACAGCAGUCGGUGGACCAGAUGCUCAAGCGCAUGCAGCAGCUGGAGCAGCAGGUCGCUACCGCCAACACCAGCGCCGGCCCCUCCGACCUCGUCGACCGCGUUAAUGUCUUGGAGAUCGACGUGGGAACACUUAAGACUGGGACACAGCAGCUGAAACAGCAGGGUUCCGCAGCAGCCGGCCCCAGCGCAACGACACGUGAAACUAUUGCCAAGUUCGAUGGGCUCCCGAUCUUCUGUGACGCAUCGAAGACCGACCCCAUCCAGUGGUGGCGCCAGUUUGAACUCAAGCUGGAUAUCCACCACGUCAUUGACGCAAAUCGGCAUGCAUAUUUGUACUCCCGCUCGGGAGGCGCAUGUCAGGCAUGGUUGGACAACAUGCUGUCCGCACAUGCAUGUACAGUCACCGAGUUGCACAAAUACACCACCUGGGCAGAUCUCACGGCGGCAUGGAAGAAGCAUUUCCAAGUAGAACCGCCCGAGCACCAGGCAAUGGACAAGCUGCUGACAUUUUUGCAGAAUAGCAAGCGAAGCGGAGACUGGAUAUCUGAGUUCCAACGGUUGGCAACCACGCCCAAGUUGCCGAUGAACUUCGACGGCAUCAAGCUUUACUUCAUCAAGAGGUCGUUCCCAGCGUUGCAGAAUGCGUUAUCUCAAGUCGCGAGAACCUCAACACAACGGACCGAAGAGAUAGGCUUAUGUUUUCUUCAAACCGUCGCGGUAGCCGAAUCUCAACCCACGGACUUGUCUUCAGACCCCCGGGUGGUGCGGUUGCCCGACGAAUUCGCCGACGUCUUCGAGUCACCUACUGGCGUGGUGCCGGAUCGAUCGAUCUCGCACGAGAUCAUUCUCGACGCCGGUGUCGUGCCGCCAAAAGGUUGCAUUUAUCGCAUGAGCGAGGAGGAACUUACAGUACUCCGCGCGCAGCUCGACGACUUGUUGGACAAAGGCUGGAUCCGGCCUAGCAGCUCACCCUAUGGUGCGCCGGUUCUCUUCGUUUGGAAAAAGAACAAAGACCUUCGCCUAUGCAUCGAUUACCGCAAGCUCAAUGCGCAAACCGUCAAGAACGCGGGACCUCUUCCUCGUAUUGACGACCUUCUGGAACGCAUGGGCGGUGCGGAUUUUUUUUCCAAACUGGACUUGAAGUCAGGAUAUCAUCAGAUCUCGAUUCGGCUGCAAGAUCGCUACAAGACCGCGUUCAAGACACGGUACGGGCACUUCGAGUGGGUCGUCAUGCCUUUUGGACUCACCAACGCACCGGCUACUUUUCAAGCGGCGAUGCCCAACGAGUUUCGUGCAAUGCUGGACCGGUUCGUGCUGGUCUAUUUGGACGACAUCCUCGUCUAUAGCCGGACCUUGGAGGAACAUCUUGACCAUCUUCGACGAGUGUUGGAGACACUCUGGCGCAUCAGUCCGUUGUCGGACAAGAUUCAAGCCGUCCAAGAUUGGCCGGAGCCGCGGAACGUCACGGAUGUCCGAUCAUUCCUUGGCCUUGCCGGCUACUACCAACGUUUCAUCAAAGGGUACUCGAAGAUCGCGGCUCACUUAACCAAGCUUCAAUGCGAGGACCGACCGUUUGACUUCGGGACGGAUGCGAGUGAAUCAUUCUUGACCCUCAAGGCCACAUUGCUCUCCGUGGAAGUAUUGCGGAUAUACGACCCGCUAUUGCCAACACGUGUCACCACGGACGCGUCCGACUAUGGCAUUGGUGUUGUCCUCGAACAACAUGACAGCGCGGACUGGCACCCGGUCGAAUACUUCAGCAAGAAAGUGUCGGUCGUGCACUCAAUCCAUGAUGCACGCAAGAAGGAACUUCUCGCCUUCGUCCAUGCACUCAAGCGGUGGCGGCACUUCCUCCUUGGUCGACGCCAGUUCCGAUGGGUAAUGGACAACAAUCCGUUGGUCUUCUACAAGUCUCAGGACACCGUCAACAGCACCAUCGCCCGUUGGAUGACCUUCAUCGACCAAUUCAACUUCUUUCCCGAUCACAUUCCGGGGAAGUCAAACCGUUUUGCGGAUGCUCUUUCACGGCGUCCGGACCACUACACCGCGGUCUACUCAACCUUCGAGAUCGAGGAUGACUUGUGGGACAGUUUCAUCCGCGGCUAUCAAGCCGACCCCAAGUUUCGCUACAAGCACGCAAAUUGUUCCUCUCCCAAUCCGGCGCCUUCGCAUUAUCGGAUCCAAGAGGGAUACAUGCUCGUUCACUCGCGGGGGAAGGAUCUCCUUUGUGUGCCGCAAGAUUCACACUUGCGCACGCGGCUUCUUGGCGAGUUCCACGACGCCCCCGCCAUUGGACAUUUUGGAGUCAAUUGUGCGAUUGGCCGACUCUGCGAGCGCUUUUGGUGGCCCGGUCUUCUCGACGACGUCACCCGCUAUUGCGAGUCAUGCGAGGUUUGCCGACGUUGCAAAUCACGCAAUCAUCGUCCGUACGGCGAACUGCGACCAUUACCGGUCCCCUUUCGCCGAAGGGAAGCGAUUGCCAUGGACAUUACCAGGCCAUUCCCCAAGCAUAAGACGGGUGUGGAUGGGAUUCUCACGGUGGUUGACCGACUCACUAAGUUUGCCAUAUUUCUGCCUUGCCGCUAUCAUGUCAAGGCACCAGAGUUGGCCGAGGUUCUCUACGUCGGUUGGAUUCGAACCAAGGGUUACCCCAAGGAGAUCGUCUGCGACCGCGACACUCGGUUCAUGUCCGAUUUUUGGUUGGCGCUCAUCAAACGAUGGGGCUCAUCCCUCAAGCCAAGUUCGGCUCGCCACCGGGGCCCACCCCCAAACUGAUAGCCAAACGGAGAGGGCACAUCAGACCGCACAGGUCCUCCUUCGAACUCUCAUCCGUCCCGACCAGAAAGAUUGGGUUGAGCGGCUGCCGGAUGUCGAGUUGGCAUACAACUCG